Messenger RNA from Volvox carteri f. nagariensis, 1797 nucleotides. RefSeq lists its product as uncharacterized. The transcript is spliced from 3 exons. The record is from RefSeq and is a predicted model, not a curated record. NCBI's taxonomy places the organism in Eukaryota, Viridiplantae, Chlorophyta, Chlorophyceae, Chlamydomonadales, Volvocaceae. The coding region runs from base 1 to 1797 and encodes 598 amino acids.
AUGGCCGCGGACCCUGGUUCCUCGGGCAAUGGUGGGGCCCUCUACCACCUGUUCUUGACACGUAUACCACCUAAAUUGCCAAAAGAAGAAGUGGAAGCUGUUCUCUCAGCUGAGCUUGCAUCACGUCGUAUUGAAGUGCUUGGCAUCAGCGUCGUUCCUCAAUCAGCCUGGAAGAACAAGGGAUUCGGCUUUGUUGUUCUUGGUGGCUCUCCUUCACCUUCCACUCUCGAUGCUGUAGCAGCAGAGCUUGACAAUAAUGUUCGUGUGGGCGGCAAAACCAUCAGCCCAAAACCUGUUUCUCUUUGGGGCCGCGACGUGUAUGGCAGUAUCGAAAAGAUGUUGCUGGCCAUCGGCGACGGUCAUUUCGGUGGCGGAUGGUCGCUGCAAGGCACCAUCGCAGAUAGGAAUGCUAUCCUAUUUAUUGGGAACGCCCGGCACAUGCGGGGUUGGGAUGCGCUGCGCGACCCGUUGCCCAUCGCAACACUUCUGCGGCUGGCGGCAAGCAAGCAGCGGCUGGAGGGCAUCCAGGUCUCGGACUCCGGCAGCGGCCGCUCUAGCCCCACCGUCUGCCGGCAAUGCAGCGACUGCGGCAGCCUGAGCGCCAUGCCAAGUACGGAGCAACCUAGCUGCAGCCAGUCCGAGGCCUCCUGGUCUCUGCGAUCCCUCUAUACAGUCCCCGCCGCAACAGGAGACGACUCCGCCUCGGAUGGCUCCUCCAGCCUCUGCACCCCAAGCCACGACACAGAAGCCGCUGCGCAAAUGGCAACCGCGGCCUGGGCCUCCGGCAAGCCCAUGAUGGCGGGAUCCUGCGGCUGUGGAAGUACUGCUUCAACGGCGUUGGCGGCUGCUGGUACUGCAGCAUCGACAUCGGCAGUGGACCAAGCUCCGGCACCAAUGCCGGGCAAGCUCGGUCCAGCGGCAACGGCAGCGGCAGGGCCGACCACUUUGGCACAUCGCCCAGCAGCGAGUCUCCAGACCCAGCCCGGCGUGAUUUCAGGGCAAGUUUGUCCCAGCCCAAGCCCCAGCACUAGCGCUACUGCCUGCCCUAGCAGCCCAGUCACAUGCGCAUGUGUUGCGAACAAUCGCUACAGCUGCAUGAGAGGGAAGAAGAAUGGACGUUCCCCUUUGGGUCGCAAUUCCUUCUUUUCAAAUCAGCGGCACAGGACGUUGCGCUCUGUGGACAGCAGUAGCUGUAGCAUUUGCGCAUCACGCUGCGUGCUGAGGCCCCUGCAGCAACCGUAUGAGCACAAGCCGCAAAGACACCAGCAAUCGAGGCUUCUGGGUCAACAGGCACGGGGCUGCCCUUAUCAGUCCGCCUGUGCUUUAGCAGUGCAGGCGGGUACGGCGGGUACGGCAAAGGUUGCACAGCUAACUGGCGAGGACGUGUCGCCUCAUCAGCCUCCGUCGGCAAGCGACCUUCUAGCCCGCUGUGCUCGGCGCCUGAGAUCUCUGAUGCGCCACCAGCCCGCGCAAUUGUCUUACGCGGUUGCUGAUGUGGCAUUGUACUUGUCAGAGGCACACGAGGUGGUGACACGGGGCCUUGACGCACCAUUCUUCAGCCUUGAGGGCUAUGCGUGCGCGGUGUAUGGCAGCUUCGAGGGCUUUCUCAGGGAGAUAUCUCGCCAGCAUUUCGGCGACAGCUGGUGUUUUGAAGGUGGCCACUGCUCCUCGGAACCGCGGAUCAUGUUUCGGAGCCGCCGCCUUUCGGUGAAAACAGCGGCAGCCGCUUCGGCGGCGGCAGCGACACUGGCAGCCGUACCUGCGGUGACCCCGGCGGCGACCCCAACGUUAAGUUGA